Messenger RNA from Psilocybe cubensis, 1263 nucleotides. RefSeq lists its product as uncharacterized. Gene Ontology annotation, biological process: D-xylose metabolic process. Gene Ontology annotation, molecular function: NAD+ binding; UDP-glucuronate decarboxylase activity. The coding region runs from base 1 to 1263 and encodes 420 amino acids. The transcript is spliced from 6 exons. NCBI's taxonomy places the organism in Eukaryota, Fungi, Basidiomycota, Agaricomycetes, Agaricales, Agrocybaceae. The record is from RefSeq and is a predicted model, not a curated record. Gene Ontology annotation, cellular component: cytoplasm.
AUGCCCGCCGCUCCGAUUCGCACUCUUGACAAAAACGGCGUCGAAAUCACCACUGUUGGUUUCAAGCGUUUCGGAUUCGACAGUGAGGUCGAUAUCGAUGUUCUGCGCUCCCUCUAUCUGCGCCCCCACUACGCCGUUUCAUCUGAGGCCAGCUCAUCAGAUGUUGACGAUGCUAGCAAUGGCAAAAAUGCAUACCUGUCAAAAUCAAUCUACCAUCCCGAUACAAAGUCCAUCUCAUAUACUACUCUGUCGCGUUUCACCCCAGUCAAAUUGCUUCCCCCAUCGGAGCGCAAGCGCAUUUUGGUCACCGGUGGUGCUGGCUUCGUUGGUUCCCAUCUAGUCGACAGGUUGAUGCUUCUCGGACAUGAAGUUACUGUCCUCGACAAUUUCUUCACUGGUUCCAAGACCACCGUCAGCCAUUGGAUUGGCCACCCUAAUUUUGAAAUGGUUCGCCACGACGUUGUGGAACCCUUUAUGAUUGAGUGUGAUCAAAUUUAUCAUCUCGCUUGCCCUGCCUCUCCUCCUCAUUACCAGUUCAAUGCUGUCAAGACCAUCAAGACCUCCUUUAUGGGGACCCUGAACAUGCUCGGACUUGCAAAGCGCACCAAGGCCCGAUUUCUUAUCAGCAGUACUUCGGAGGUCUACGGUGACCCCGAGGUUCACCCUCAGCCAGAGGACUACUGGGGUCACGUCAACCCCAUCGGCCCUCGUGCUUGCUAUGAUGAGGGAAAGCGUGUCGCUGAAACCCUAACAUACGGUUUCCAACGACAAGAUGGCGUUGAUGUCCGUGUUGCGCGCAUUUUCAAUACUUACGGACCCAGAAUGAACCCCUAUGAUGGCCGUGUUGUCUCCAACUUCAUCGUUCAGGCCCUCAAGGGCGAAGACAUGACUGUCUACGGCGACGGCAAACAAUCCCGUUCUUUCCAAUACGUGCACGAUCUGAUCGACGGUCUCAUUGCUCUCAUGAACUCUGACGAAUCUCGUCCCGUCAACAUUGGCAAUGGCGACGAAUUCACCAUUGGUGAAUUUGCUGAGCUUGUUCGUGAAAUUGUGGAGAAGGUCCAGGCUGAGGACGGUGAUAAACCAACACGCCGCGUCCAGAUUGUCUACAAGGAUAUGCCUAUCGAUGACCCUAAGAUGCGUAGACCCGACACAACCAGGGCUAAGGAGAGCCUGCAGUGGCAACCGAGAUGGACUGUCCGCAUGGGUCUUGAAGAGAUGGUUCGUUACUACAAGGCGAAGAUGGCUGAGGGCAGCCUCUAA